CCUCAGUGCAACGCCAGCCAGCAAAGCGAUCGGUUCAGUUCGGCCGGAAAUCCAGAGUCUGCAUCAAGAAGAAACAUAAUCCGAAACUAUGGACAGCAAGCAGCCUCCACCGUACAGUGAACAGUCCGGAUACACUCCCGCACAAACCUAUCAGCCCGGUGGCCCCACCCAGCCACCACUGUACCCACCGAUGCCGCAGCCACCGCAGUCCUCAACGGUGAUCAUCCAGACCACCACAACCUCCAACCUGGUGCCCAUCGGCAGUGGACCCACCCGCAUCCGCUGUCCCUCCUGUCACGCCGAAGUACUGACCACCGUGAAGUCCACUCCUUCCGGCAGGACGCACUGCUGGGCCCUCAUCCUGUGCCUGUUCAUCUGCUGGCCGUGCGUAUGCCUACCUUACUGCAUGGACUCCUGCCAGAAUGCCAACCACUACUGCCCCAACUGCAGCGCCUACAUCGGCACCUACGAGAACUAACUAACUAACGCCUAUUUAUGCAUACAAACGUAUAUACCUAUAGAGAACCCUAAGCACUAGCGUCAUAACCGAGAAAAAUUGAACUGUAAAUACACAUGUACGAACGCCACACAUUAAACUCAUGAGACUCACACAGGAAACAGAAAUGCGACAAGAUAUCUUGGGACAAGGCACUCUUUCCGCUAAAUGGAUUAUGAAGUAAUUUAAUAUUUUCAGAAAUGUCUAUGAUAAUGUUGACAUUAUUUAGUAUUUUCCACUACAUUUUGUACUGGUACUAAACAAUUUCGAUCGAUCAUUACGAGAAACCAACGCCAACAUUUUAAUGACCAUUUUAAAACAAUCUUUUUACUUUUUACUAUCGCUUAAAAACCGUAAUCAGUAAAAUGGAUCAUAAAUAUCAUAAAUAGCUAAGACUAUAUCAAUUGUUGUCUAGGAAACAUAAACCCUUCUGGCACCUACUCAAGCCAACAACUGGAAAUGGCCAAAUGGCACAGAGCUACUGGAACCGAAUGUCAAUCGAUUAGGUACUGCACUGGCCGACUCCUCUUGUACCCCUCCAUAUCGUCAUAGUCAUAGUAGGUUUCACCUAAAAAGUACUUGUCGAUUAGUCAGAAAAGAUAACGAUUGCGAUAGAGCAAUGUUGUCAUUAAAUGGCGGGCUAUUUCAGUGCAUGCCCCGCCGCAAACAUGAGCAGCACAUGGAUGGGCAGAGCUCCAGAACCGGCCGACACGGAAAUGGUGACCGUAACCACGCAGCCAAACUAUGGGGUGGUGGUGACCCAGAUACCCGUCUACACCCUGAACGGAGUGGGGCCGGGCGCACAUCCACUGGCUGUGGGCUGCAAGCCGAUGAGGGUGAGGUGUCCGUCCUGCAGGGGCGAGGUCACCACCAGUCUGGCCACGUCCCCCACCCGCAAGACCCACAUGUGCGCUCUGACCUUGUAUAUCUGCUGCUGCUGGCCCUUCAUCUGCCUUCCCUACUUCAUCAACUACUGCAAGAGUGUCCAGCACUACUGUCCCAACUGUGGAUGCCACAUUGGGAGCUAUAGCAUUUGAUCAAGUGCUGUGUCUCCGCACUGCCAAAAAUGCCUUCCAUGUCAAGACUUAAUCAAGAUUAGCCAUAUAUGUAUACAGAUACAUAAAAUAAUAACGUUUUAAAUUUAAGUUCUUUUUGUUAAUGACGGAUGGUUUCUACUACUCUCACUGCACAUAUGAAGUAAUCUUUUCUGGUCCAUAAUUUCCUCACCUAGUGUGCCAGUAGAUAGAUUUUAUAUUCGUAUUAGGAUAAAUACCCAGAAUAUGAGGAAAGCGAAUCAAUUGAAUACCGAUACCGAUAAGGCAGUUCUGAGUUUAAUGAAACUGUCAUCGAUAUACAUAUACGGAAGCUUUCAGUAUUAUAUCAGUGCUCGUUCGCAGCUGUAAGCAACUGGUUGAUAUUUUUAGUGUGAUUUGAAGAGUAUAGAAAAGCAUGCGUUGCUACAAGCGCGUAGACUCCCCGCCGCCCUACUCGGAUCCAUUCGCCACCGCUCCUCCAGCGGAGGACGUCAUGCAGCAGAACCUGGCGUCGCCCGCACAUCCCAAUCCGGUGAUACCCGUGAUGGCCCAAACCAUGCCGGUGUUGCAGCCCGUAAGCGUGAUGCAUCACCAGACGACAGUGCUGGUGGACAAUACCCGCCAGGGAACGAUCUGUCCCCACUGCAACGCUCGGAUUCGCCUUCGCGUGGAGCACCAUCCUACCGGAUCAACUUACUGUAUGGCGGCGUUGCUCUGCCUAUUCCUAUGCUGGCCCUGCGUCUGCGCCCCUUGCUGCUGCAACUGUUGCUACAAGACCUCCCAGUACUGUCCCAACUGCAACUCCUGCUUGGGUUCGUUUUGAAGACGCAGCGAAAACACUCGCCGAUUUCAUAUCAUUUCAUUUUAUAUAUAUGUAUAUAUAUAUACAUAACCAACUAUACAUACAUAUAUGUAUGUAUGUUCAUAUCUCCUUAUGUAUCGACGGCGUCAAUGUGGUGUCUUCAUCACUUAACAUACAUAAAAAUAUGUUUGCUUAGUGAGCAAAAUAAGCUGACAGCGAAAAAAUAAACAAAUAGAUUUUGAAGC
Messenger RNA from Drosophila melanogaster (fruit fly), 2577 nucleotides. RefSeq lists its product as uncharacterized. The transcript has 4 exons. Lineage: Eukaryota; Metazoa; Arthropoda; Insecta; Diptera; Drosophilidae. The record is from RefSeq and is marked reviewed. Bases 89 to 478 code for a protein of 129 amino acids. Gene Ontology annotation, cellular component: endosome membrane; membrane; late endosome membrane.